This is a messenger RNA of Cicer arietinum (chickpea), 2345 nucleotides long. Its product is annotated as phosphatidylinositol/phosphatidylcholine transfer protein SFH3. Lineage: Eukaryota; Viridiplantae; Streptophyta; Magnoliopsida; Fabales; Fabaceae. The record is from RefSeq and is a predicted model, not a curated record.
CCAACCUGGCUGAGUUUACCAUUUUGACCUUAUUAUCACAUUAUGGCCGCAUUUUAUGAGAUUUAUUCGGAUGAUAUAUUUGAGUUUUUAUCUUCCUUUUGCAACUCCCUACAUUCUUCUGUCUCAAAUAAAGGUAUAGGUGCACAUGAAGCCUCAAUAGUGGCGAUUUGAUGUAUGCUAGUGCUUGAUUUUUCUUCUGCCUAUUGCGGCUGUAUUUGAUCAUUCGAGUUAUCUUGCAAUAUUCAAUCAAUCAUGUGUGACCUUAUGUCCGCAACUCUUGACCGACCUGUCAAACUAGGUGGUCAUGAAAUGGAACAUUCUGAGGAUGAAAAGAAGAAAAGGGUUGGAUCGAUAAAGAAGGUGGCAAUCAGUGCCUCAAGUAAGUUCAAGCAUUCCUUCACAAAGAAGGGAAGGAGGCACAGCAGGGUUAUGUCUGUCUCUUUUGAGGAUGAUUUUGAUGCUGAAGAGCUGCAGGCAGUUGACGCUUUUCGCCAAACACUUAUCUUGGAAGAGCUAUUACCCUCAAAACAUGAUGAUCCUCAUAUGAUGCUAAGAUUUUUGAGGGCAAGAAAGUAUGACAUAGAGAAGACAAAACAAAUGUGGUCAGAUAUGCUUAAGUGGAGGAAGGAAUUUGGUGCUGACACUAUCAUGGAGGAUUUCGAAUUUAAGGAACUAGAUGAAGUUCUGAAAUACUAUCCACAAGGUCAUCACGGAGUUGACAAAGAAGGACGACCGGUUUACAUCGAAAGAUUGGGUCAGGUUGAUUGUAACAAGUUGUUGCAAGUAACAUCGGUCGAACGUUAUCUGAAGUACCAUGUAAGAGAGUUUGAGAGGACUUUUGCUGUGAAGUUGCCUGCUUGUUCAAUUGCAGCAAAGAAGCACAUUGAUCAAAGCACAACUAUUUUGGAUGUGCAAGGAGUGGGUCUUAAAAGUAUGAACAAAGCUGCAAGGGAUCUCCUCCAGCGGCUUCAGAAGAUUGAUGGUGACAACUAUCCCGAGUCCUUGAACCGUAUGUUCAUCAUCAAUGCUGGUUCUGGAUUUAGGCUCUUGUGGAACACUGUUAAGUCAUUCUUAGAUCCCAAGACUACCUCAAAAAUCCAUGUCCUAGGUAACAAAUACCAAAGCAAGUUGCUUGAAAUCAUUGAUGCCAGUGAACUUCCAGAAUUCUUGGGUGGUACUUGUACUUGUGCAGAUAAAGGUGGCUGCAUGCUAUCUGACAAGGGACCGUGGAACGAUCCAGAGAUCUUGAAGAUGGCUCAAAAUGGCGUCGGCAAAUGUACAAGAAAUGCCUUAUCGGGGAUUGAGGAGAAAACAAUCAGACAAGAUGAAACUGCAUAUCAGAAGGGAUUCAGAGACUCAUUUCCAGAGACACACGAUGUUCAUUGUUUGUCCCAGGAACAACCCAAAUCCUAUGGUGUUGCAAAACAAUGUGGUGUUUAUCAGUAUGAUUCCUAUGUUCCAGUACUUGACAAAUCAGUCGAUUCAUCUUGGAAGAAAACAACACAUAAUGACAAAUUUGCACUUUCUAAAGCUGCAGAUUGUUUCCCCAACAAUAAUGAAAAGAAUUCUGGUAGGAUUGGCAGUCAAUUUGUGGGUGGAAUAAUGGCCCUUGUUAUGGGAAUUGUAACCAUGAUCCGCAUGACAAGUAGCAUGCCAAGGAAACUCACUGAAGCAGCACUGUAUGGUAACUCAGAAUAUUAUGAUGGCACCAUGAUGAAAGCACCUGCCAUUUCAAGCAAUGAGUACAUGGCCAUGAUGAAGCGCAUGGCUGACCUUGAAGAAAAAGUUACUAUUCUCAGUGUUAGGCCCUCCAUGCCUCCAGAAAAAGAGGAAAUGCUAAAUAAUGCUCUAACCAGGGUCACUUCUCUUGAACAAGAGUUGGCUGCAACCAAAAAGGCACUAGAUGACGCCCUUGUUAGACAAAUAGAACUCCAAGCUCAAAUUGACAAGAAGAAAAAGAAGAAGUUGUUCCGCUUCCACUGGUAAGGUGAUAAUUGAACUAGUUAUGUGACCUUCAAAAACAAGACUUGUAAAGUUGGAGGCCUUCUAUGUCAUCAGCCCCAUCGAAUGCCUGCAGCAUUCACCUAUCUGCUUCAUACAAUAUUAUAAUUAUUAUAAUAAUUAUUAUUAUUAUUUAUUAUUACUACUACUAUUAUUAUUAUAUAUAAACUAAUAAAGUGUGCCAUCUUUUGACAAUUGUGUAUAUGUUACAUUAUCACAAUCGAGUCUCAAACCCACUGAUAGAAACAUUUGGUUUUCGUUAUCAAUGUAACUCCUUUGGCUAUACGCAAUCUGCAAACUUAAUGGAAAAGAUGUUUAUCUCCAAGUAUUAUUAUAUUUGUAUG